CUGUAGCCCCGCCCCUUUCCUCUGUCUCCGUCCUGUUUCGUGUAGCGUCUCUCCAUGGUAACGUCAGAGCGGCACGAGCUGCGGCUCAGACUCGCACAAUAGCACAUAUGAAGGGCUUCUGACCUCUGUGACCUGUCUUCAGUUCAGCAACAAGAUAUUUUUCAGGAUGAAUUUGGCUGAGAUUUGUGACAAUACUAAAAAGGGAAGGGAAUAUGCAUUGCUUGGGAACUAUGACUCUUCUAUGGUGUACUACCAGGGCGUUCUACAACAGAUCCAAAAGCACUGUCAGUCUCUUAGAGAUCCUGCACUAAAGGUCAAAUGGCAGCAGGUUAGACAGGAGCUGGUGGAGGAAUAUGAACAGGUAAGAAGCAUUGUAAACACUCUGGAGAGUUUCAAGACGGAUAAGCCAGUUGAUCUUCCCAGUACUCGACCGGAGGACUACAUGAGGGACCCUGCUGUGUGGCCACCUCCCACCCCUGCGGAACACAGACCACCUGCUCAGGUGAAGAGGCCAACCACUGGUGUGAAGCCCCAGCGUAAAGACAGUCCUGGCAUGCAGCAACAGCACCGUGGCGCUGCAGGAAAGGGCCAGCCAAGUUCUAAAUCAGACAGACCUACCGGCCGCGACCCCCGCAAUCCUAAAGUUAAAGAAGAGAAGGGUAAGAAUGCCCAGGAGGGGGCAAUAGAAGGAGAAUUAAAGAAAUUUGAUGAUACAGGUUACGACAGUGACUUGGUUAAUGUUUUGGAGAGAGACAUCGUGUCAAGAAAUCCUAAUGUCCACUGGAACGAUAUAGCAGACCUGGAGGAUGCUAAGAAACUGCUUCGGGAAGCUGUGGUUUUGCCAAUGUGGAUGCCAGAUUUCUUCAGAGGAAUCCGGCGCCCGUGGAAGGGUGUACUGAUGGUUGGACCUCCAGGUACAGGCAAGACCAUGCUGGCUAAAGCUGUAGCUACCGAGUGUGGUACCACUUUCUUCAACAUAUCAUCCUCCACACUUACCUCCAAGUACCGGGGAGAGUCCGAGAAACUCGUUCGGCUGCUCUUUGAAAUGGCUCGAUUUUAUGCCCCUACCACUAUAUUCAUUGAUGAAAUUGACUCUAUUUGCGGGAGACGCGGCACAUCAGAUGAACACGAAGCAAGUCGCAGAGUGAAGUCUGAGCUUUUGGUGCAAAUGGAUGGUGUAGGUGGUGCAACAGAAAAUGAUGACCCCUCUAAAAUGGUGAUGGUUCUGGCUGCUACAAACUUUCCAUGGGACAUAGACGAAGCCCUGAGGAGGAGGCUGGAAAAGAGGAUCUAUAUUCCUCUGCCCACUGUAAAAGGGCGAGUGGACCUGCUCAGGAUUAGCCUGAGGGAGGUGGAAGUGUCUCCUGAUGUUGACUUGGCCGUCAUUGCUGAGAAGAUGGAGGACUACUCUGGUGCUGACAUCACCAACAUUUGCAGAGAUGCAUCCAUGAUGGCAAUGCGUCGGAGGAUUCAAGGCUUGAGCCCAGAAGAGAUUCGAGCGCUAUCCAAAGACGAGUUGCAGAUGCCUGUCACUAUGGAGGACUUUGAAAUUGCACUCAGAAAGAUCUCCAAGUCUGUUUCUGCUGCCGACCUGAAAAAAUAUGAGGCAUGGAUGAGUGAAUUUGGCUCUGUUUAAUUAGAAAGACUGCACAGCAAGGAAGCGAGGGAUGACCAUCUGAGACUUCAUAAACGUUUUGUGUGCAACAAUGCAACUUGAACUGUUUCAUACACAGAAACCUAAAAUUCUAUAUAUACUGUCCAACAAAGUCUAUAUACUGCACCAAGUACAGCAACACUGAUGCUGUUUUUUUUUUUUUUGAGACUUUCAGUUCUUAAAGAUGCAUUAUUGCUCAGUGUGCUGUAAGUGUUGAGCCAAUUUUAUGUAUAACUACUGACGUUUAUAAUUUACUUUCAUGAUUCCGUUGUAAUUGAGUCAUUGUUUGCUUUCUUUGUCAUUCAUUACAUAUCUUUAAUUUAGCUAAAGUAGACAAGAUAAAGCAUUGGUACUAUUAGGUUGUUUUCUUUACUAACUGUUAACUUUACUAACUGUCAUAAUACAUUGUUUACUUUUACAGUACAAUGUAUCCUUUAUUGUGUACUUCCGAUACUAGCUACAGAAAGUAAGUGUAAUGACUGUCCUUUGACGUACUUUAUAGACAUUACACAAAAGGUCUGAAGUCCAACACCAGGCGUGACGCGGGAACACACCCCAGACAGGAACCAGUCAGCGCAGGGCACCAAGGAGGAGGCAGGGGUUUUAUCGCCCCCCCAUAAAAAUCUGAAGGGCCACCCCAGUUGACCUCCAGCUCAAAGAUUGCAUUUGAUUGUUUUUUUCAGUCGCCAGUCACAACUUCCAUACUUCAGCACAAUAACUGACGGUAUUGCAGUACAUUAGAAAAACACCAAAUACACCAAAUACAAUACUCAUCCUCCACCUCGCUGGUGCCGUGCUCGAACUGAUACUCUGUGCCCGUUAGUGAUCCACCCAUCUGGUCCACCUAGAGUCACUCUCAUUUCAUCUGUCCAUAAAUCUUGAGAAAUCGGUCUUCAGAUAUUUCUUGGCCCAGUCAUGACGCUUCAGCUUGUGAGUCUUAUUCAGUGGUGGUCGUGUUUCAGCCUUCCUUACCUUAGCCAUGUCUCUGAGCACUUGACACCUUGUACUUCUGGACAAUCCUGAAAGUUCUGAAAUAUGGUGACACUGGAGGCUAGCAGGUUAUUCUUCUUAAGUCUUUUGCAGUAAACUUUCUUCUCCACACAUUUUUUGCAACCCUGUUCGGGUCAAAUACAUGUUAGAAGCUGUUGUAACAUGAAUUUGUCUUUUUUUGUUCAUUGAGUAAGUGUUGUAAUGAUGUGCUGAUAAUGAUGUUUUAUUUACAGAAAUUUCAGUGAUGAUGUAAAGACAAUCACAAUAUGUGCUCAUGAAACAAAAACCAAAGCAGGCUUUAAUUAAUGUGAUUCUUUAUCACAUGACAGGGAAGCUCAUUUACACUAAAAAAUAUUGACACCUUUACUUUAAAACCUUGUAUGUUUAGGGUUAGGGUUAGUCAUAUGCCUGCACUCGUGUUCUUUUUAAAGCCACGCCUACUCUCUGUGUGGCGAUAUAAAAUACACAGUAACAGAAGGUUGAUUUCAGAGAAAACAAAAGCCAAAAUCUCCUGUGAUUCCUGCACUGGAAGAAAACGCAAAGCCAUUAAUUCCUGUCUGGUGUGUCUGGCCUCCUAUUGUGAAGAUCAUCUUCAACCUCACUAUCAGUCUCCUGCCUUUAAGAAGCACAAGUUAGUUGAAGCCUGUGCAGAGCGCAAAGAGAAGAUCUGCUCUCAGCACGACAAACUGAUCGACAUCAUCUGUCAUACUGACUAAAGCUUCAUCUG
This is a messenger RNA of Pangasianodon hypophthalmus (striped catfish), 3371 nucleotides long. It is a transcript of the gene katnal1, whose product is annotated as katanin p60 subunit A-like 1. Bases 167 to 1636 code for a protein of 489 amino acids. Gene Ontology annotation, cellular component: microtubule cytoskeleton. Gene Ontology annotation, biological process: microtubule severing. The record is from RefSeq and is a predicted model, not a curated record. Gene Ontology annotation, molecular function: ATP hydrolysis activity; microtubule binding; microtubule severing ATPase activity. NCBI's taxonomy places the organism in Eukaryota, Metazoa, Chordata, Actinopteri, Siluriformes, Pangasiidae. The transcript has 11 exons.